UCCCCCUCCCCUGUGAGUUGCACUUGACGUGGUUACACGGCAUUGGCCUUCCAAUCCAAGAUGGCGGACGGUAUGGAGUCGAAGAGGAAAUCAAACUUCACAACGAUUCAUUGGCUCCUUGUGGCAGUUGCUGCUUUCUGCUGUACUCCUAGGGCAUCUGGUGACUCCAAACCAGUUAUAACAACUCUAGACUCUAAAUGGAGUUGGACACCAUUGGUAUUAGAGGCUAGUGAAUUUUUAGCAAGUGAUAGUAGAGAAAAAAUCUGGAAAUUUAUAGAGCUAUCUAGAGAUCUUCACACAAAGAAAACUGAUUUAGAGAAGUACAAUAGUAUUCUACAACACGCAAGGAAACUCCUUUCUUCCAAUGGGUUGAGUCUCCUCCAAUUCUCACUAUCAAUGCGUUAUUACUCACCCAAAAUAGAGCUCUUCAAUAAGGUUUCCAAGGAGGUUUCUGGUAUCUCUGAAUGCAGUAGUUUUGUUCAAAUUGGUAAGAAAGUCACAUGUAAUACAGAGGAAGCUGAACGCCUGAUUACAUCCGCAGAAAAAGUAUCUGCUCCCGACAGCUAUCCCUUUGAUCAUCACUACACAGACUCCGAUAGCAAUGAUAUAACUGUCAUCUUGCAUGGCCUCAUAGGAACAAGUGACUUCAAUGCUUUUCAUGAUAUGCUGGUUGCCAAGGCGAUAGCAGGGAAAGUACAUUACAUAUUGCGCCACUAUGUGCAGAAACCUUUACAGAAAAAAGUCCGUCUCUCUGGUUACGGCGUGGAGUUGGCUGUAAAAAAGACCGAGUACAAAGCAGUGGACGACACCAAGGUGAAAGAGGAUACCUCACACAGUAAGAUCACCAGCAAGAAAGAAGACGACGACGAAGUGGAGGGGUUCCUCUUCGGCAAACUCAAAAAGCUCCACCCCCACUUGACUGAACAGUUGAAUCAAUUCCGAUCCCAUCUGAAGGACAACUCUCGCGAGAUGGCUCCUUUAAAAGUCUGGCAGCUCCAGGAUCUUAGUUUCCAGGCCGCGCAGCGAGUCGUCAGUUCAGAUCCUCGAAGCGCUUUGAAAGUACUCAGAGAUUUAAGUCAGAAUGUGCCGAAACUUGCGCGCUCACUAGUCAAAACAAAAGUCAAGCCAGAGUUAAGAAAAGAAGUCCUACAAAACCAAAAAUUACUCUCAAAAGUCGGAGUAGACGUUGGGGACAGCGCGCUGUUCAUUAACGGAAGAAUGGUUGAUAUCGACGACUUGAAUGCGUUCGAGUUAUUGGACAUCUUACGUGAAGAGUGGACAGUCCUUGAUAAACUUGCCUCCCUUGGAGCUAAGGGCGAACCGCUGACCGCCUUGUCGGUCAUGUCUUUGUCUGAGGAGCGAGACUCGUAUGUCCUCGACACACGGGAUGACUCAGUAGUGUUCGUCAAUGACUUGGAAAACGAUCGCCACUAUGCGAGCUGGCCGUCUCAUAUCCAGGAGAUCCUGAGGCCGACAUUUCCAGGAAUGCUGCGGUACAUUGCCAGGAAUAUUUUCCACGUGGUGAUGUUUGUGGAUCCUGUAAGUCCCGCGAGUGUAGCACUCAUCAAGACGGCAGACGAGUUCGUUCGCGCUUCUAUGCCGGCAAGAAUUGGCCUCGUUCUGGUGGCUGACGCGGAGCCUGGGACCGACGCGAGGAAAAAAAACGCGGGAGUCGCCAUCGCACGAGCCUUCCACUUCGUGAAGAACGAGAAAGACUCGCGCCAGGCUCUCGACUGGCUCGUCCAGCUGUACAACCAAGUGUCUUCGCUCGACGAUGAAGUCCUCACGAAAGCCGUGUACGACAAGCUCGUAGCCUGGUUCGGUACCGACGACGCAAAUGACAUCCUCGGGCCGGAUUCGGAAAACGACGACGGCCGAAAAGCAUGGAAGAGGUUUCAUGACCGAACAGGCUUUCAAACCACCCCGCAGGUGGUUGUCAAUGGAGUUCCACUGAAGAGUGAUGAUAUUGAUAUCGUGGAAGAAGCAGUGAUACGCCAGAUGCUGACUCAGACACAGCCCAUUCAGCAAGCCGUCUUCACGGGUCACAUCAACCAGUUUACCAACAUUUACAACUACGUCAUGACCAAGCCGAACGUCGUCAAACGACUCAAUGACGUUAUCCAAGCUUCAGACCGACCCAUUAUUGACCUGGUAGGGGGCACUCUGGGAGAUGACGUCACGCUUGACGACAACAGCAAGUUUGGAGAGCUUGGGCAUGCGCAGAUGGUGACAGCAGUGGAACGUGGUAUGAAGUACUUCACGCGCAUGGGUGAGGAUCUAAGCUUGAAGCCGCUGACCAGUUGGAUCGUUGCGGAUCUUGCUAGUUUUGACGGUAGACGCCUGGUUAAAGCUGCAUUUGAACAAAUGAAAUCCUCCGCCAAUGUUCGCGUUGGACUUCUCCACAACCCGUCAACGAAGCCUGGACACCCCGAGCCCGCGAGUCACCUGUACGUUGCGAGAGCCGUAGAAGCAGUGCUGAGCUCCAAGGAUCACGUGAACCCUGCCAUACUAGCCUUCAUGGAGAGACUGUUGGACGAAAGGGCCAAUGUUGCCAAGCUGAACGAGGAUCUUGAUGCGAUGAUUGGCGUGAUGAGAGAGUUCAAGGCUCUAAAGCUUGAAGCCAUAGAAGCCAAACUGAAAAGCAAGAAAAGUUUUCUUGACAGGCUUACGUCACAUCAGAAGUUUGUGUCAUCUGUUUUGAAGCUGAAGCCGGGACAGAAUGCUGUCAUUGCUAACGGAAGGGUCCUCGGCCCUCUCGGUAAGGACGAAAUCUUCAUCAAGGAGGACUUCCAGCUUCUCGAGGACUUUGACCUGGACCAGUACGCCAGGAAGGUGCGAGACCAGGUGGACAACAUGGUGUUUACUGGAAUCUCGGCCGAUGAUGACACUAGUGAGUUCAGGGAUGACGUCAUCAUGAAGAUAUCAUCUGUGCUACUUGCACGAAAAUCUGCCCCUCGGGUCCAGAUCCCUAUCGAAAAUGCGGAGCAUAGCCUGGUGCGUGUGCCGAGCGGAAAUGACGUCAGUCUGAACAUCAUGGCCAUUGUUGAUCCACUGUCCAAAGCGGCUCAGAAGGUCGCCCCUAUUCUUAUGGUCUUACAAAAUGUAACCAGUGUGAACAUCAACAUGUACAUGAACUGCCGCGAGAAGCUUUCCGAAUUCCCACUUAACCGGUUUUAUCGAUACGUACUGGAGCCACAAAUCACGUUUGACGAGCACGGCACCAUGUACUCAGGACCCUACGCGAGCUUUAUGGACUUGCCCCAGUCCCCACUCCUGACGAUGGGCAUGGAUACACCGCUGGGCUGGAUGGUCGAGGCAGUUCGGUCGCCUCAUGACCUUGACAACAUUCAUCUGGCCGAGGUCAGCCAAGGUGUGACAGCAAACUUUGAACUUGAGUACAUCUUUAUCGAAGGUCACUGCUCCGAUCUCGUCUCUGGUCAGCCCCCACGCGGUCUGCAGUUCACGCUCGGCACCAAAGCCAAACCGGACACCUUUGAUACCAUCGUCAUGGCUAACCUGGGUUAUUUCCAACUAAAGGCUUUCCCCGGCUCAUGGUUACUGCGCGUGCGUCACGGACGUUCCGAUGACAUUUAUGACAUUGCCUUGGUUUCUGGAGGGACACAAGUUGGAUCAAGCACGAAUUUCACCAUUUUAAUCGACAGUUUUAUCGGAAAGCUCAUGAAAGUCAAGGUGAAGCGCAAGCCGGGGAUGGAGAACGCUGACUUGUUGUCUGACGGGAGCGAUGACCAUUACCGCGGGAUCUGGGACUCGUUGUCAAGUAUGGUUGGAAGUGAUAAGGAAAAGAAGCAACAAGAAGACAAAACGAUCAAUAUUUUCUCUCUGGCGUCCGGACAUCUAUACGAGAGGUUUAUGAGGAUCAUGAUGUUGAGCGUUCUGAAACACACAAAGAGUAACGUCAAGUUUUGGUUCCUCAAGAAUUACUUGUCGCCCACUUUCAAGGCGUUCUUGCCGAUUAUGGCGAAGGAGUAUGGGUUCGAGUAUGAACUGGUUCAGUACCAAUGGCCGAGAUGGCUACACGCUCAGACGGAGAAACAGCGCGUCAUAUGGGGCUACAAGAUUCUGUUCCUCGACGUUCUCUUUCCGCUUAAUGUCAAGAGGAUUCUGUUUGUGGAUGCCGACCUGAUCGUCCGCACGGAUCUGCAGGAGCUGAUGGACAUGGACCUGGAGGGCGCGCCUUACGCGUAUACGCCCUUCUGUAGCAGCCGUAAGGAGAUGGACGGAUUCAGGUUCUGGAAUCAGGGAUACUGGAGGAGUCACAUGGGAGGCAGACCCUACCACAUCAGUGCGCUGUAUGCCAUUGAUCUCAAGCGGUUCCGACGGCUGGCUGCCGGCGACCGACUCCGCGGCCAGUACCAGGGCCUCAGUCAGGAUCCCAACAGUCUUGCAAACCUGGACCAGGACUUACCCAAUAACAUGAUUCACCAAGUCCCCAUCAAGUCUUUACCACAAGAAUGGCUAUGGUGCGAGACGUGGUGUGACGAUGCGUCCCUCGCGAAAGCCAAGACGAUCGAUCUCUGCAAUAACCCACAGACAAAGGAACCUAAGCUACAAAGUGCAGUUCGCAUCGUCAAGGAAUGGCCGGAAUAUGACGACGAGAUACGACGAUUGCAAGUAGCGGCAAGCGCAGAGACUGCGACUCAUGCACAGACCCCUCCUACUGCAGGGUCAGAGGUCAAGCAAGAACUGUAAAGAAUUUCAUACAAUUAGGACAUUUUAUACAUUCGAAAUGUUUCUAUUCAUACGAAAGGGAUCCCGUUUACUUCUAUUUAAAAAUGCGCUCCAGGCGCCAAAUGAAAAGUGGGAACACGAAAGCCGCCGAGGAAGGAGGGACGGGGGGGGGGGGGGGGGGGGGUAACAGACGAUCUAUCCAGGUGUCGUCUUUAUAGGUGUAUGUUGGGUUUCUCUGUGCAGUACUACUCUCUAUUCAGUAUUUGUCUUAUAGCCAAAUUCCUUGUUGCGCGACCUUGGCGAAUCAAAAAACCAUUUGACUGCAUAAGCAAGUGAAUUGAUUGGCCACGGUGGUAUGAUUGACUACGUGCUAUUUCCAGAAGAGAAUUGGAUUUGAGUUUUCGGGUGUCGCGCAACAACGAAUAUCUGUCACGUCGCUAUUCCAUGCUCCAAACUCCGAACCUCAAAGGAUCCACAUCAGUCGGCUAUUUCAUGGGAGUCACAUGAUUCAACCAAAUAAUUCAAAUAAGGAAGUGCUGUUCAAUAGGGGACUUGCGCUAAGAGAUCACGUGACCUUUUGAGUGGCAAACCCGCGUCAAAAUAAACACAGAAAUGGCCGAUGCCUUCACGCCAGAGAGCGACAAAAAAAACACAGCAAUGGCUUUGCCCGUCACGCCAAAGAGCGACGAAAAAAUCUUUAAAUGAAAAUUAACCCUUUCCGAAAAAAAACACUUUCUGGCUUUAUUCGUAAGCGCUAAAUAAGUUGCUUUUUGCUGCUUUUCUUUUGCAGUUAAAAGCUAGAGCGCGCGCUAGUAACAGUAACGAGUGGCUGGUUAAUAUUCUUUAAUGCGGGUUGUGUGGGGAGGGGUGGAAUAUUUCUCUUAUGCAUCGUUGCUAAUUCUCUUGCGGCUUUUGUUUUUGCAUAUGCAUUAUAAAUGAUCAAUGUCAUAGAGACAGACUUUUUAUCAUUUUGAAUCUUCUCCCAGCGGACUGCAAAUGGAACAAGUCUCUUUAAGUCCGUAUUUUUGUGCUGUUAUGUGUGAAAUGCCAGUGAAAGCCAUGGAUUUAAACCUUACUUGGAAAUCUUUUAUUUAAAGUUAUUAAAAAGAUUAGUAUCUCGUU
Messenger RNA from Nematostella vectensis (starlet sea anemone), 5811 nucleotides. Its product is annotated as UDP-glucose:glycoprotein glucosyltransferase 1. The record is from RefSeq and is a predicted model, not a curated record. The transcript is spliced from 32 exons. Gene Ontology annotation, molecular function: UDP-glucose:glycoprotein glucosyltransferase activity. Lineage: Eukaryota; Metazoa; Cnidaria; Anthozoa; Actiniaria; Edwardsiidae. Gene Ontology annotation, cellular component: endoplasmic reticulum. Bases 61 to 4710 code for a protein of 1549 amino acids.